GAGGAAAAAAACGACUCUCAGCAAAGCAACAAGAAGGAAGAGCAAUGGCGACACUGGAUCGCCAAAUACCAAGUCCGGAUUCCUUCCUUUGCAAGCCUUGGUCUUCCUUCGUUAGUGCGGCUAAAUUACGUUUUGUUGACAACGCAGUCUCACCUUUGGAUAACGGCGACAAAGCGCUUUGCUGCCCGGCUGAAGCCGUGAAGCUCGGUAAAGAAGGGAUGCCUGUCUGCAGCCACUUCCCAGCAUUGGAGGAUUUUUGUCUUGUCGUCUGCCAUGUUUGCAGUAAGGUGGUCACUCCUCAGGGCAUCCUCACACAUUACGAGAAGCGACACAGCUCCCCAAUUCCUUCCAGGAGCCCCUUGGUUCCCAUGAAGCCCAAAGCACCUGCAGUGGCCCCCGCUGUGGCUCCCAGCCCCGGGGACACUCUGGCAUUCAGGGUCCCCAAAGAUUACCCUCACUCUCGCUUCAGCAAGGCGCCGCUCGCAGUCUACCCACCAAAGGGGGCACGGAACAAAACAUGUGUGUCACUACCAGUUGUGAGUCUGGAGAAGAUGCCUUGUUUAAACCGAGCAGACUCUGCAUCGCAUGUUCGCCUCUCCUCCUCAUCCUCCAGUCUUUCUUCACACAAGUCCUCCUUCACCCCCCCAGCUUCACAGCCUUCGGGUGAAAAGCUUACCAAUGGUCGUGGCAGCAGUGGGCUGCUCACCUCGCGCUCCGUCACGCCUCCAUCCUCUUUGGAUAGGCGACCCAGUCCAGCUCGCUCUCCGUUGGACAGACGGGCGUCAUCGACACCAUCUCCCUCCGCACUGGACAGGAAGUCCUCCACGUCACCUUCGCCCUCUCACCGACCUGUAGCUCCGCCGCUGUUGCCGUCACUCUCACCGAUGGACAAGAAGCAGCAGAAUGGAACUAAGACUCCCUCCAAGUCACACAGGAGACUUUCAGAGCGAGUGUUUGACCCAGACAAGCAUUGUGGAGUGCCAGACCCAGAGACUAAAAGAUCCUGCACAAGAUCUCUCACCUGCAAGACUCAUUCUUUAACCCAACGCCGAGCUGUCCCUGGACGAUCAAAACAUUUUGACGUCCUCCUGGCUGAACACAAGGGCCUGGCCAAGGAGAAGGAAGCCUUGAAAGAGAAGGAGAAAGAAAAAGAUGGAGCCCAGAGAGGAAAGGAAACUUGUAUCGCAACUCCAGAUACAACGAGCCCCAUCAAGUCUCACUGCCCCAGUGAGCGUCCACUGUCCUUACUGAAGCUGCGGCUCGCUAAUUCACACAUACUGAGAGUUCCAGGUAGCUCCUCCUCCACUUCAACUUCCAGUCCUCUGCCCCCAGCAGCACCUCCUGCCCCAGCUCCUCACCCGGAGACGUCCCCUCACAGCUGGCUGUCCACAGCCGGAGACAGCAGUCGACUUUCCAGUGACGAGGGAGAUGCAGAGACUCCAGAGGACACGGAAAGACCAGCCUUUCACUGCUCCAACCAUCAUCCACGGCCUUUAGGGGCUUGCGUCUUCAGCAGCAGGCUGAUGGGACGGGGAUACUAUGUGUUUGACAGGCGAUGGGACAGGAUGAGGCUGGCGCUCCAGAGCAUGGUGGAGAAACACCUGAACGCACAGAUGUGGAGGAAGGUGCCCCUGGCUGCUGAGAGCCUCUGCUCCCCCUCACUGCCUGGUACCUCCUCAGUUUCCUCACAGCAGGCUCCGUCUCCAACAACCCUGACCACCUCUGUUUUCAGCUCCCCGUCCAGCACCCUCACCUACACCGCCGCGUUCCCUCAGUCUGCAUCCAUGUCCGGGGCGUUCAACGUCAGAGGCUCCCCGCAACCCCGCCCCCAGCCGCUCGCAUCAAAAGCUCGUAACGGCUUGCACAAAGCCGGCCGCUCGUCCAAAGACAUGGAGGACCUCGCUCUGGGACCUAAGAAGAGAAAGAACUCUUCCUCCUCCUUCUCGUCUUCUUCCUUGUUUCAGACUGUGGAUCAUCACAAGAGGAACGGCAGCAGCUUUCACCCAACGUUACAAGGCUUAGGGGUGACUGCCGUCCCCCCAGGCAGGAAAAAGGGACCCGGUCACGGCAACAGCGGACUUUUGAGCUGCUCAGACAACUGGCUGUCCAGAGUGGACGGGUCUCAAAGCCACAGCUCACAGAACUGUCGCGAGCUUGGCACCAGCAGCUACGCCCCCAGAGAACCUGCCUCUGCCCUACAUCAGACGAGGGCUCCCCCCACAGUACCCUUAGCUUAUGGGGGAGGUGCAGAGGGGAGGAAGAGGAGGAGCCCCAGCUCCUACAAAGGGAAGGCCAGUAAGCUUAGCCGGCCAUCUGGGUUGGAGAGCCUGUUUGGGAAGGGGAACGACAGCGGGGGGAUCCUGGCUUCAGGGCCUGAGUCUCCGAGACAGGCCAAGUUCCACCACUGACAGGAACCCGCUUCAUAGACUGAAUGCUGGACAUCUGCACAAGCUUCCACCGUUUGUGACCUUUGACCUCACCACUCUUCCAGCGACAGCGCCAAUCAGACUGCUACAUGUCGCCGACGUCACCGCCGUUCCAACGACACUCGAGUCCACUCAGUGGGACGCCGUCGGGGCGCUGGAGUCUUUGCCUGCGGUCGGUUCCUUUCACUGCCUCUCCUUGGGUUUGAUGUUUCUGUUGGAAAGCUGCUCUGUUCCUCUGGUUUUCCCAGAACAAGAUAAAAAUAAACUAUUCUCUCAAAAGGGAAUUUGCCUCAAGUGUAUUAGGCAUCGUUGACAACACCACCACUGAAAGGUGUGCUCGAAUGAAAGACGAGAUUGAAGGUUACGGACCUUCUGAGACG
Messenger RNA from Nematolebias whitei (Rio pearlfish), 2806 nucleotides. It is a transcript of the gene atxn7l1, whose product is annotated as ataxin 7-like 1. The transcript has 12 exons. The record is from RefSeq and is a predicted model, not a curated record. Bases 45 to 2408 code for a protein of 787 amino acids. Lineage: Eukaryota; Metazoa; Chordata; Actinopteri; Cyprinodontiformes; Rivulidae.